UCAGCGGGUGGUGGGGGUUGCACUGCGGUAAUAUGGCUCUUCCUUAGCCAGCGGCGGCGGCCGGAGGUGAGGUAGAGCCGUCCUGCCUCUCGGGUGGCUGGUGUCUGGGCUGCAGGGGCUCGGCGGGUCGUGACUAGGCGGUGGUGGCGGAUGCCGCAGGAGUGCCGGCCCCGCCGCUUGGCGGCUCCCGGGUCAAGAUGAGCGCUUCAGCGUCGGUCGGGGGCCCGGUCCCGCCGCCGCCCCCGGGCCCGGCCGCCGCGCUGCCUCCCGGUUCUGCCGCGCGGGCCCUGCAUGUGGAGCUGCCGUCUCAGCAGCGGCGUCUUAGACAUCUUCGAAACAUUGCUGCUCGGAACAUUGUUAAUAAGAAUGGCCAUCAACUCCUUGACACCUACUUCACACUUCACUUGUGUAACACUGAAAAGGUAUAUAAAGAAUUUUAUAGGAGUGAAGUGAUUAAGAACUCCUUGAAUCCAACAUGGCGAAGUCUUGAUUUUGGAAUCAUGCCAGACCGUCUGGAUACAUCUGUGUCUUGUUUCAUGGUGAAGAUAUGGGGUGGAAAGGAGGACAUCUACCAGCUGUUGAUUGAAUGGAAAGUCUGUUUGGAUGGGCUAAAAUAUUUGGGUCAGCAGAUUCAUGCCCGCAACCAAAAUGAAAUAAUUUUUGGGCUGAAUGAUGGCUAUUAUGGUGCUCCAUUUGAACAUAAGGGUUAUUCAAAUACUCAGAAGAAUAUUCUUCUUCAGGUGGAUCAGAACUGUGUUCGCAAUUCUUAUGAUGUCUUCUCUUUGCUGCGGCUUCAUAGAGCCCAGUGUGCAAUUAAACAGACUCAGGUAACUGUUCAGAAAAUUGGAAAGGAAAUUGAAGAAAAACUAAGACUCACAUCUACAAGCAAUGAGCUGAAAAAAGAAAGUGAGUGCCUGCAAUUAAAAAUUUUGGUGCUUCGAAAUGAACUGGAAAGACAGAAGAAAGCUUUGGGACGGGAGGUGGCAUUACUGCAUAAGGAACAAAUUGCAUUACAGGACAAAGGAAGUGCAUUUUCAACUGAGCACCUCAAGCUUCAACUCCAGAAGGAAUCCUUAAAUGAGUUGAGAAAGGAGUGUACUGCGAAAAGAGAACUCUUUCUGAAGACUAAUGCUCAGUUGACAAUUCGUUGCAGGCAAUUACUAUCUGAGCUUUCCUACAUUUACCCUAUUGAUUUGAAUGAGCACAAGGAUUACUUUGUAUGUGGUGUCAAGUUGCCCAAUUCUGAGGACUUCCAAGCAAAAGAUGAUGGAAGUAUUGCUGUUGCCCUUGGUUACACUGCACAUUUGGUAUCCAUGAUUUCCUUUUUCCUACAAGUGCCCCUCAGAUACCCUAUAAUUCAUAAGGGAUCUAGAUCAACAAUUAAAGAUAAUAUUAAUGACAAGCUGACUGAAAAGGAGAGAGAGUUUCCGUUAUACCCAAAAGGAGGGGAGAAGUUACAGUUUGAUUAUGGUGUUUAUCUUCUGAACAAAAAUAUAGCUCAGCUAAGAUAUCAACAUGGACUAGGGACUCCAGACUUGAGGCAAACCCUCCCUAACCUGAAAAACUUCAUGGAGCACGGACUAAUGGUCAGGUGUGACAGACAUCACACCUCCAGUGCAAUCCCUGUUCCAAAGAGACAAAGCUCCAUAUUUGGGGGUGCAGAUGUAGGCUUCUCUGGGGGUAUCCCUUCACCAGACAAAGGACACCGGAAACGGGCCAGCUCAGAGAAUGAGAGACUCCAGUACAAAACCCCUCCCCCCAGUUACAACUCUGCAUUAGCCCAGCCUGUGACCACCAUCCCCUCCACGGGAGAAUCUGAGAGAAAGACAACAUCUCUGUCUUCCUCCUUGGACACCUCCUUGGACUUCUCCAAAGAAAACAAGAAAAAAGGGGUAGAUCUGGGUGACAGCUUACAUGGAGGCCCCGUGAGUGUGAACACUAGCCAGGAACAGGGACAAGCCCUCUUGGGGCCUCCAGCCACAGUCAAUGGCACCCUCCUGCCCAGCGAGCAGGCCGGCUCGUCCAGCACCCAGCUGCCAGCGGGGUUCCACCCGGUCUCCGAAGCCGAGCUCUGCUGUACUGUGGAGCAGGCAGAAGAGAUCAUCGGGAUGGAAGCCACAGGCUUCACCUCAGGCGAUCAGCUGGAAGCAUUUAACUGCAUCCCCGUGGACAGUGCCGUGGCAGUGGAGUGUGACGAACAAGUUCUGGGAGAAUUUGAAGAGUUCUCCCGAAGGAUCUAUGCACUGAACGAAAACGUAUCCAGCUUCCGCCGGCCACGCAGGAGUUCUGAUAAGUGAAGCAAGCAGACAGUGGGACCGGGAUAGAGUCACUGCUUGAAAUGGGGAUAAAGCUGCACUGGUUACCCUUCGUAACAAUUAUGACACAAAAUGGAUAUUCAUGGAGGAUAUUCCUCAGAAAAACAGACUUUGUGAAUCGAGGAGGGACUCAGGAUCAUUGUGUAUCAGUGGGCCAGAGAAAGUUAGACUUUGCUUGCAAGAUAUGCUUUUCAGGCCCGAUGACUGUUUUAAGGCAAAAGUCACCCUCUAGCUCGAGUCACCUUAUAGGCAUUUGUCUGCUUUUUUAUUUACACUUCUAUGUUAUCCUCAGAGGGAAGAUGAUAAUAUAUAAAUAAUAUAAUGAACUUGCCUUUCGUUUCUCAUAAGCAUUUGCCCUCACCAUCGUUUAUGAAACUUUGGGAAAAUUGAAUAUUCAGUAAAAGGUCUCCCCCAUUUACUGAAGGAUCUUUGACCAUCCGUUAAGCUGAUGAGUAAGAAGCACAAUGGUCUCCUUUUACCCAGGCCCACCUGCUCCUGCCCCUGCCCCCAGGCUCCACAGUCAACCUAACUGUCGCCCCAUCUGCACAGUAGAUGCCUUGUGCAUCCUGACGACUGAAGACACCACAUUCGCUGGUUCUUUAAUGCAGUCGCCAUGACCUUCCACCUCUUCCAGUCAGCCAUACCCUUGAUGCAGCCCUCAGAUUAUAUGAAAAAUCUCCCCUCUGGUGGAUCCCAGGGGACCCUCAAGGACUCCCGAGGUUACUAUAGUCACAUGUCACCCAGUUCUCUCUGGGGGCCAAAGUUUUUAUGUGGGCAUAUGCUGUUGUCAAAAACUGGGUGUGCUUUCUGGCAAUGCACUCACCAUACAGAAAUCCCUAUAUGUAAUCCCAUGUUAAUUUAUUAAAUUUCAGUUGGAAAGGAAGGCUUGUAUAUGGUGAAAUAUAUGUAGAGAGUCAGGCUGUCCAGUGUGCAAACUGCAAGGCAGUUGAGGUAGUUGGAUUAAGAGACUAGAUGAGGCAUAGAAUACUGUUGGUAUGUGUGCAAUUGCAUAAAUAUUAAAUUAUGUUUUCAAAGUCCAUUUUCAUUCCUGGAGCUGAGAUUUCAUUUGCUGUUGCUAUAAACUUUGUAUACCGAAGGACAUCGCCUCAGGGUUGCAAGCUCUUUAAGGAAAUUUUAUGCAUAUAUCCAUGUAUUGUAUAGAAGAAUAAAAACUGAGUUUACUUCA
Hippopotamus amphibius kiboko is the source of this 3501-nucleotide messenger RNA. RefSeq names its product UV radiation resistance associated (gene UVRAG). Bases 198 to 2297 code for a protein of 699 amino acids. The transcript is spliced from 15 exons. Gene Ontology annotation, cellular component: endosome; lytic vacuole. The record is from RefSeq and is a predicted model, not a curated record. Gene Ontology annotation, biological process: SNARE complex assembly. Lineage: Eukaryota; Metazoa; Chordata; Mammalia; Artiodactyla; Hippopotamidae. Gene Ontology annotation, molecular function: SNARE binding.